This is a messenger RNA of Acaulospora morrowiae, 3567 nucleotides long. Lineage: Eukaryota; Fungi; Glomeromycota; Glomeromycetes; Diversisporales; Acaulosporaceae. The record is from the annotation of a GenBank genome assembly.
CCACAUACUUCGCCUUCGAUCAUGGGCAAUGUCAGCUCGUCCUUGGACGAAUAUCCAACUUUUAUGGAAAGUAGAACAGAGUCACAGAACUCGUUCAUUAAUCUGACUUGUUCACUGUCUCAAGUUCGAAUCACAGAAAUCGCAGUUUCGACAUCUGUCCACGAUCCAUACAUAACGUUUCCCGUCACAUCAACAGGUAUCACCGCGAUUCCUAAAACAGUCGAGCUACUAGAGUUCAUACAAGAUCCAUAUGUCAAGUCAAUAUCACCAAACAGGUUUUUGCUUAAACUGGCAAAAGAUAAAAAGCUAGAGUUAAAGUUCAAAAUCAGUAUUGGAAAGGACGAAGCAAAUAAAACUGAUGUGAAAGGUCUCACAUUUAUCAAUGCUGCAGGCGAAAAGGAGUUGGAAAGGAUAUUAACUGUAGAGUUCAAUGAUGAUCCUAAUCUUCAUAAGCAUCCUAAUGUGACGCUGGUUGGAAAUUACGAGGUUAAUGAAACUCAAACAGAGAUAGAAUGGACGUGGAUGUGGUCACCUCCUCAUAAUAUUGAUGAGGUUUAUCGUGGUUGGAGAAAUUACUGCUGUUUUUCCGAGUAUGACGCAAAAGAUAACACGUUUCAAUUAUUGGCAACUUUCACGUUUUGGGUCGCUGCAAAUACACGGAAUCAUUACCAUCGCGCCUCAAAGAGCUUUGAAUCCAUUGAUGGAAUAUCGUAUUUGAUGUCUAGUGGCACUGGUACCUCUUCCACACUUCCAUCAUCCACAUCUACACCGUGGUCACCAAGCCUUCCACGUAGUAUUCGUCCAUCAAGUCCAGAAAAUGUGUACCUCCCAGUACCCGGCAUAUCGUCGGGAGCUUCAUCCGCUUCAAGCGGUGGUAGGCGAUCAUCGGAUGACGUAAUGUUCCAACAUGAACCCGAAGAUGGGCCAUUGUUUCGGGCAACAUUGUCUUCUUACGAGAAGAAAACCGGUUCGCUGAAGCAAAGUAUAAAAAGAGUGCUGAAGGCUGCUACUGCUUAUCAUGACACUAUCAUGGAUAAUAACGAGGCCGAUGACGAAUUCAUAUGUGCGUUACGAGCAGCUGCUCAGAUACAUCCACAGGCAUUUCAACCUAUUCUAGAUAGCUAUCUCGAAGAAGUUUCCAAGAAAAUCACAGGAUUCAGGGAAAGUUUUGCAAACCAAAUGUCUAACUUAUUGAUAGAACCUCUUAGGAAAAUGUAUGAAAAUGACAUUAAAGUUGCUGAAAGCAAAAAGAAAGAUUUUGAGGAGGAAUCUCGUGAUUAUUAUCAGUUCCUUUCCAAGUAUUUAUCUUUGAAAGUGGAUACCGCGAAAGAAAAGAAAAAACUUGAAACUGAUUCGAAAUAUCAGAACAAACGAAAAAAUUUUGAAUUGAAGCGAUUCGAUUAUUACGCUUAUAUGCAAGAUCUGCAUGGAGGUAGAAAGGAUCAAGAAAUUUUAUACCAUUUAACGAAUUUUGCUGAAAAACAAUUUGCGUUCUAUCAACAAACUUCAACGGGCAUACAAAGUCUAAAACCGGCGUUGGAUAAAUUAGCAGUUUAUCUAGCUGAAACAACAAAAGAAAUACAUUUGAUGAGAAAAGAAAGGGAAGAAAGACGUCGAGCACUUGAGACUCGAACAGCGACUAUGGGUCCUUUUACAAGCGAGACUUUUAACGAGAGUGAAAAUUCUAACCUGUUAGUCGGUGAUGCGAAUGAUGGUAUGGAGAGUCAACCUUCAAACACGGUUGGGUUACUAAGUACAACGCAGAAUCGGUUCAAGGGGAUCCGAGAUUUGGAGCAUCAUGACUCUGAGUCAACUUCGACCGCGGGCAGGAGGAAGGAAGGUUUCUUGUUUGCUACAUCGCGAGCAACACAGCACGGAUCCGUCGACCCUAUUUCUAAGACAACUUGGCACAAAUAUUGGUGCGUUUUAGCUGGCGGCCAACUCUGUGAGUACAGUAAUUGGAAAAAACAGCCCGAAACUCACAACGAACCAAUCAAUUUACGAUUUGCAACUGUAAGGGAAGCUAGGGGUGCUGAUCGAAGGUUUUGUUUUGAAGUGAUAACUCCUCAAUUUCGACGUAUAUAUCAAGCAACCUCGGCCGAAGACAUGAAUUCAUGGAUUACCGUCAUUUCGAAUGCGAUCGAGAGUCUGCUCAAUGGAACAAGUAGUUGUCGUAAUUUAGAUCAAGUCUUGACUCAAGAUAGCAAUGUCAAUGGUGGUGGAAAUUUUUUCACCAAAAAAGGCCUUCAUCGGAGAGGAACACUACCCAGUCGUUCGGAAAAAAAGAAAACCGAUGUUAAAAAAGGGACAACACCUGCAUCUGGGGGUGAUCAAACAAUAUAUACUCAAUCAGAAGGACAGAUUCGUCAAGAAUUGGAAGACAACGACAAAUCAGCAAAAAUUCUAGAAGCUAUUAAAGGAGCUGAUGUUUCAAAUGCAUCGUGUGCUGAUUGUGGUGCGCGGAAGACAGAAUGGUGUUCAAUCAAUUUGGGAAUUGUGUUAUGUAUAGAAUGCUCUGGGAUUCAUCGUAGUCUGGGCACGCAUAUCUCCAAGAUCCGGUCACUUACUUUAGACACGACCUCUUAUACACCCGAUCUUAUUCAAUUAAUAAAGUCAAUUGGAAAUGCGCGUUCUAAUGCAAUUUGGGAGGCCACACUUCAGUCACCCGAUAAACAACUUGAGACGGAAACACCAUCAACGGCAAAUGUUCCUUCGAAAAAACAAGAAGAAACCGCAGAGCCUCUGGAUUCUGAUUGGGUAGAACUUAUAAAUAUGAUAACACCGUCAGUUAAAGCCUCUUCGGCACCAUCGUCUUCGACUCCCUCUCCAACACCGUCUCCCACCCCUAAAGUUGCAAAAGGAAUGCACAAACCAUCAAGCACCGACUCUCGAGAAAUCAAGCAAAAGUUUAUCACGGCAAAGUAUGUCGAUAGGGUUUUUGUUGAUACAUUACUUGUGGAUGAAGACAGGACAGCAACCGAUCUUCUUUUUGAAGCUGUGAAGAUUAAUGACUUACCUCAGGCAAUGCAGGCCAUUGCAUUGAAGGCCGACAUAAAUGCUGCUCGCAGAUUUGAGGUAGCCGAUGAUCAUGGUCUGAAAACACCGUUGUUAUUGGCCUUACUCCAUAUCGAUGAUUCCUUGAUGAUUGUAGAAGGUGGUAGGACGUUAUUUCCAAUGGCCGAAUUAUUGAUACAGAACGGAGCCCACGUCGAGAAAGUGUUAUUCGAUAACCUUGAAGAGACUCUUGGCGUCGUAUCUCAGCCGAUCACACGAGGUUCGGCGAAAAGUGUUGGCACCUGGGCAGCCGAAGUUGUCAAUGACAUGAAGAAAUCAGGCAAAACCGUUUUUGAUGUUGUACAAUCAAAUGGCAAUAUAGCGGCGAUAAGAUAUCUCACACCAAAGGUACUCGCUAGGGGACCUAUAUCCGAUUUGAAUGCCAAUAGUUCGAGUUCUUCGGUAUCCACAACAAGCACUGGAGGCGUGGUAGGUGGAUCCGUAAUCGAAAGAAAACCAUCGCCAACAUUGGGCCGAUCGAUAUCAGUUUCAUUUAAAAACGCCCUAUUGUGA